Laccaria bicolor S238N-H82 is the source of this 1305-nucleotide messenger RNA. RefSeq lists its product as uncharacterized. NCBI's taxonomy places the organism in Eukaryota, Fungi, Basidiomycota, Agaricomycetes, Agaricales, Hydnangiaceae. Gene Ontology annotation, cellular component: nuclear pore. The coding region runs from base 1 to 1305 and encodes 434 amino acids. Gene Ontology annotation, biological process: mRNA export from nucleus. The transcript is spliced from 3 exons. The record is from RefSeq and is a predicted model, not a curated record. Gene Ontology annotation, molecular function: structural constituent of nuclear pore.
AUGACACAGGGAGAGUCAUACCCCAGAGGUGGCCUUGAGGAGAUCACUCGCGUAAUAUGGGAGCUUAUGCAUACGCCUGGUUUUAUUCCGCGUGUCUCGAAGGAGAUGGUCGAUCACCAAAUGACUUUCGCCGACACCGCUGCGGGGAAAUUCGUUCUUGGAGAGCUUCACGAACUAUACACCAAAUUAAAGCAGUCCAAAGCCGAUCUCGAGGAGGAGACGAAGAAAUUCCAGCUGAAGGAGAAGGAGAUGGAAAUGCUCAUUGCUAAGGAGAAAGCCGACGCGAAAGAGCGCCUUGAGAAGCUUGAGAAAAAAAGCGGGGACAAGUUGAGAAAGCAGACAGAAUCAUUGAGAAAGGAUAAGGAACAGAGCCGGCAAUUUCUCUCUGAUAUGGAGCGCAAGUCGGACGCCGCAAAAAGAGAUCUUCAGAGAGCCCUCGACCAAAAGCUUCAGGACAUUGCGGAUAGGGAGGACCGAUUGAAGGCAGAUUUACUAGCGAAGGCAGCGGACGAUGAAAGAAUUGCGAAGCUGUCCGACCAGGCCGUUGAUCUCCUCGAGCAACAGAUGAAGCAAGAGGUAAUGAGAUCGAAUAUAAAUCGCGCGGAAAUCAAGAAUAUCAAGAGACGCAUGGCGCAGGCUGAGCAGAAACGCAGGGAGCUGGAGAUGAAACGCGCCGAAAGGGAGCGGAAGCGCCGAGCAUCUGCUGCGAAAGCAGCAGCGGACCGCGGUAAAGAUCCGAUUCAGGAGGGGAUUAGACCACCACCACCACCGCCCGGAGAUCCGUUUCAGGAGAUAACUGGACCAGGGCCUCCACCACCACCACCACCACCACCACCGCCGCCGCCCCCGCCCCCGCCCCCGCCUCCACCACCACCACCACCGCCCCCGCCCCCGCCAUUUAUUCUGCCCCCGCCAUUUAUUCUGCCCCCGCCAUUUAUUCCUCCUGCACCGCCAUUUAUUCCUCCUGCACCGCCAUUUAUUCCUCCUACACCGCCAUUUAUUCCUCCUGCACCCCCGCCAUUUAUUCCUCCUGCAGCGCCCCCAAUGUCCAUGAACGAGUAUUUGGCUUAUCCUCAAGUCCAAGCAUGGCGACAAGCAAAUGCUGCACCCCCCCAGUACUAUCAGCCCGGUUGUCGACCGCUCGGGCUCGUGAUCUUGCCCACUCUCGUUUAUGAAUCCUACAUUGGACCACAAUCAGUAUUAGCGCAGAAAAGCCUCAUCCAACAUACCUUUGCCAGGGACACAGAAACCUCUUUCAUUCCGUAUAAUCCAAGCAUUCUCAUCAAUCCUUGUUUCACGCACUGA